UAUGGAAAAUUCUCACCGCCAAGAUACAAUCGCUCAGCAGACAACUUUAGAAAAUGCUUUUCGAAUGAAGAUAAAGAAUGAAAGAUCAAUGGCUCAAAUGAGAAGUGAAAUUUUUAAACUUAAAAAGCAAAUACAGCGUGAGAGAAUCCACAAUUAUUUAAACAAAUUCGAAUGGACGAAAAUCAAAGAUGAGCUAUGCGAAUUGAGAGCAAAAGAUAAGUUCUUAAAAGCAACAAUGAAUGAUACUAAUAAGGUAAAAGUUACAAUGAGAGCAAGAAAUUUUAAGCUGACUCAAGAGAGUGAUGAAAUCCGUCAAGAUAUUGAAAAGAUAGAGAAAGAAGGAAUAGAUAUAUCGGACUUGAAGCAAAUAUAUGGAUUUCAUAAUUUCGAUUAUGCGGAUCAAGCCAAGAGAAAGGUAGAAUCAAUUGUAGGUUUUUAG
Molecule: messenger RNA, 439 nt
Organism: Dimorphilus gyrociliatus
Lineage: Eukaryota; Metazoa; Annelida; Polychaeta; Dinophilidae
Source: the annotation of a GenBank genome assembly